AUGGCUUGGAGCUCGCUGAAGCAUUGCAAUAUUAAAGGAACAAACAACGCUGCAAAGGCGCCUAACGGCAACAUGACUUUACUCAUCGACAACGUUGGAGACAAUACACCGUCAGAAUCGGCGGCAUACAACCAAGAUGAUGGUCGCUGGCACCCAAAAGUCUCUGCGUAUCGUUUAUCCGUGAUCACGACGACGAUCGCCUUCGGAACGGCAAAGGCGAUAUCGUUUCAAACUGGAAACACUUUCAUAUCGACUACUCUCGAAUGGGCGGCAGGGACUGUUAUCGCUACAAUCUUUUUUAGUGUGAGCUCCUACGACUCCAUCGAUCGAGGCCAAUCAAACCUCCCAAACUGUCUUGCUUGGUUUUUCGAAGUAGAAAGCUUGAACUGUGUAUGGUCAACCUUCGAGUUCUUGUUCACUUUUAAGCGGCCAAGAUACUCUUCUAAGGAAUGUGUACAUGAUCUUCAUGCGUAUGCAUCGCACCCAUUAUUCACUUAUUAUCAACUUCUUGUGUGCACAACUGUGUCGACAUUUGGACUGUCGAAGGCAAUGCUGGCGUAUUUUACUAAUCAGUCAGUCGUUAUGAAUUGGAUGGACUGGACAUUCGCCGUGCCUACAACCACAAUAUUUUAUAUUCUUGGACUCUAUGAAUAUAACAACAACGCUCGAAUAUGGCCCUCAUUCUAUCUUUACGACCGAAAACGUGCCUUAUCGCUUGGAUUAAUGUCAAGCAUUGGCAUAACUAUUUCUUUGGCAUGUAUCUUGGGAAUAUCGGUGUUCGGGUUCUACUAUGUUUGGGGAAGCCCGGAUAUCUUGGAAAAGCCCAGUCGCCAUGAUUCCAAGGACUCCAAAGAAUUUGUAAUUCCCCAUCUUCGUCGGAGAUUGAACUCGCUGAAAAUUUCUGAUGUAGCCCUCCGAACUACAUUCAAGUACACGGUCCACAUUGUGGUCAUCUCCUAG
Psilocybe cubensis is the source of this 960-nucleotide messenger RNA. RefSeq lists its product as uncharacterized. The transcript has 5 exons. Lineage: Eukaryota; Fungi; Basidiomycota; Agaricomycetes; Agaricales; Agrocybaceae. The coding region runs from base 1 to 960 and encodes 319 amino acids. The record is from RefSeq and is a predicted model, not a curated record.